CUCGGUCAUUUUCACUAUCAUUUUUGCUCUGUUUGUAGCGAUUUGCUGAUUGUGACGUGGAUAACCCUUUCAUAAAUUGAAUGCAGUUUGAUGUAAAAAUGUCGUAGAGAGUUCCGCGACGCCAAGUUUUGUUCGGAAAUGUUUGCUCUACACGAAUAGGCUAUUUACAAAAAGUUUCCGCUGGAAUCGUGGGACUUGAUUUUUUGGGAUAUUAUAAAAUCUUGGUUUUCCACAAACCUGGUUUGCAGAAAUUUCAAUGGCAUUUUCAUGUGCACCCUGAUUAUAAACUCUUUUAGUUGUUUGUUUUCACAUUUGUCCUAGCUAUUAUGGUUGAGGCGAAAAAUUAAAAAUAAAGGUGAACCCAUAAUUUUGGUCAGUAUUGCAUGUUUUUGAUUGGCUGUAAAUUUGGGAGCAAUUGCAAACACCUGUGAGUGACAACUGCUCUUAAAAUUGCCCCUCAGUGACCGCAUUUUAACGAAAUGGAUCACAGCUUAGGAGAUGUCGACCCUUGCGGUACAGUUGUGCUCAACAGGAAAUAACACACUUUGUUCAACAAGUGAGUUCAUCAUGAUGAUUUGUCUUUCUGAACUAUGUGGCUUGACUAACUCCAUCCACGGUUGACUGUAGCAGGCACAGCAACACUAUCAAUUAAUCAAGGAUCAACGGUAACAGCGUUAAAACUCACAUCAUCACGUACUGCAAGGCUAAGUGAAGUUCGAAGUUGAAAGAGCUAGAAUCAUUUUGAUCAGCCAAGAUCAUUACGCCUUUCACAUUACUUUCCUUUACAUUUUAUUUUAUGGCUGAGAAAGUUCAUUUUUUCUAAAUAUCAGGCGAAAAAGUCGUAAUUCUGCUCGUAAUUCUCAAUUUUCUCCAUCAUAACUCAACUUCUGAGCAAUAAAAAUAUUGAUCAAUAAUACAAUCUAAAGAUAUACAAUAAGUUCAAAAAGCAUUUUGCCCAACUUUUGCAUUACGCACACAUUAAUUUUCUAAAAUUUCUUUGGCGUGCACAGUGAUCGAGACCCUAGAUCAGAAAUUCGUGAAAUGUGACCUUCGGAAGUGAACCUCCAACUGCUUUUACAACUGACUUCAGCGAUCUAUCAAUUGUCUCUUCUCUCUUAGUCUCAACCUGUCAACUUACUUUUGCACCUAUGGUUUCAUAUGAUAUUGCCUCUCGAUCAAACUGGGUGGCUGUCGGUGAUUUCAACGGUGACGGUCGACAGGAUAUCGUCACCGCCAACUUUUUCAAUCACACUAUGAGUGUGCUUCUAGGCUAUGGUAAUGGCAGCUUUGAAGCAAAAACGGUGUAUCCGACUGACCUUCCCCCGGAUCCAUUCGCUGUCGGUGAUUUCAAUAACGACAGUCGAAUGGAUAUCGUCCUGGCCAAUAACGUCAAUAACAGUGUGCGUGUGCUGCUUAGCUAUGGCAAUGGGACCUAUAUAGUACAAACGGUGUAUCCGACUGACCUUCCCCCAGACUCGAUCGCUAUGGGUGAUUUUAAUGGUGAUAAUCGGCUGGAUAUCGUCAUCGGCAGUAACAUGAAUAACACUGUGAGUGUGCUUCUUAACUCUGGCAAUGGGAGCUUUGGAGUACAAACCACGUUUCCGAUUGGACUUGCCCCGAGUUCGGUUGCUGUCGGUGAUGUCAAUGGUGACAGUCGACUGGAUAUAGUCAGCACCAACAAUGCCAGUAACACUGCGAGUGUGCUUUUUGGCUAUGGUAAUGGGAGUUUCGGAGUACAAACGGUGUUUCCGAUUAGUAUUUACCCGAUCGCUGUCGGUGAUUUCAAUGGCGAUAGUCUACUGGAUAUCGUCACCGCCGACUUUACAAACCACACUAUGAGUGUGUUUCUUGGCUAUGGCAACGGGAGUUUCGGAGUACAAACGACGUUUCUAACUAGUAUUUUUCCGUAUGGGGUCGCUGUCGGUGAUGUCAAUGGCGACAGUCUACUGGAUCUCGCCAUCACCAACUACGAUAGUAAUACAGUCGGUGUACUAUUAAACAUGUGCCAUUAAUUCAAUUAUACUUAUUCAAUUAAUAAUUACGAUAUAUAGUAAAUACUUUUUAUCGUUAUAUCUAAUGGUGGACUAUAAUAAUCGAUAAGCAACACUUGUAUCUUAUUUUACCGAUACAUUGUCUUGACUAAUAAUUUAAUUGACACUGAACUCUCAAACUGUUCAAAAAUCGACUAUAGAUUGUAUCGUGACUUUAGUCUUCACCCAUACUCUGACUACUGUCAUCGGCAUUCAGCUUUUAGAUUCCACAUCGGGGAUGGGAUCGAUUUUUUUGGAACCGAAACGAAUCGAAAAAGUCGCAAACCGAACCGAUCGCCUUUUUUAAAACUUCGAACCGAACCGAGUCAAAUGAAAAAGGGUCAAAACUUACCAUAACGUAGUACAGAUAUUGGUCUUCGAUCCCAUUUUUUACACGUAAAUGAUACCACAGAUGAAUCAGACUGAAGCAGUUUACAUACUUUGCUUUUAACGUAUUUAAAAACAAUUAUAAACUUUGAUUUUGAGCUGACUCUAUACAGAACUUGCUGCUCUAAAAAUUUGUUGUUUUUCAAACCAAAUUUUCUUAUUUACACAAAUGUAAACGGUUAGUAGUUCUCCAAUCGCGUAACUGUAAUCUCGUAUUUUUCUGUAGACUUUUAUCAAUUUAUGUAUGUUUAUGCUCAUCAAGUUUGAUGCUAUAUAACAAGUAUUUUACUUCAAUAGGCAAAAUUUUCUACUUUAUGUUUCGAUGAAAAUUCCAAUGUUUUUACUCAUAUCAUUUCAUAGAAAUAUAUAUACUGUUUACAUCUAUCAAGAACUAGCACCCGGUGGCUAUCAGAGACCGAAAAGAAUCGGGUCGAGUUCGGGUCAAUGUAAAAAAUAUAGGUUCGGGUCGGGUCAAAGCCAAAAAAAUUUCGGGUUUUAUUCGGGUUGUGCCACUAGAAAACAAAUCAGGAGAGUUUCGUCGGUUACAAUUCACUCUUCUAUUUUUACACAUGUUUUUUUUAUCGAAAAGAGAAGUACAGUGUUUUUUCCUUUCUGCUAUGACGCUGUGUUUACAAGCUGUAUUUACUAAAUACAGCCGUUGAUGCGCCCUACAAAGUUAUGAAAAAAAGGUGGUCGCCCACGAAGCCAGUCUAAGAAAUUACGAAAAGGCUCAUUACUGAGCUUACUGUUUCCGUCGCUUUCACUAAACAUUGCUGUUCAUAUCUUACAGGACGGUGCCUGUUCUUAUGCUGUUUCGCUCUAUUUUUAUUUGUUUUCCUUUUCACAGCAAAUGUGACAAAAUUGGCAAGAUGUGUUUUGUCAAUAUCAAGAUGAAGAAUAUCCAAUAAAUACAACAUUUAAAACGGCUGAUUGUAUGGAAUGUGUCUGUUCAUUAGAAUAUUUUGUAUGUUGCGCGUAAGUUGAGAGGCACUUGAGAUCGUAGGUAGUUUUCUUCAUACAUAGAGUUAAAUAAAUAUGAUAGAUGGGUAAAAAAGAUCAAGAAUGACUGUAAGAGUUUCAUCUAAGAGACGCCAGCUAAUAUCGUUAUUGAUAAUAGUCAAAAUAAUUCUGCAGUAGCUUGUGUAUUUUCAAAAUCUUCCUGUUCUGGUUAUUUCAGUAUUAACGUGAGGCACGAAGUUCAACCCAAUACGAAAAGUUUUUUUCUAGUAGUCUCUUUAGUUAGAAUGUGAAAUAAAUAAAAUGCAUCAGCCAUCGAAAGUCUCAAGAUAUAAUGUGUACUCAUGAAACCGGGGACUGCUGAUAUUUAGUUUUAGAAAAAUUUUACAAAUUUAGCGAAAAGCCAGUUUUAUGAAAAUUAGGGUGUUCAGACUGUUUUCACCUAAUACUAAAAAAUUCGCCAUUCACUCAAAAAACAUCAGGAGUUCAAAACUUCAAAAUGUAGAAUAUUUAAGCUAUUCUAUAUCCUGUUUAUAGGAGAUCUCAAAAGAAACUCAAAAGAAAAGAUCUCCAAAGAUCAGAAAGAAACCUCGGCAUGCCUUUAUAAAGAAAACCUUUUCCAGAAGUAUUUUUCGAAACAAGUUUUCUUGGAGAUCUUUGGAAAACCAGACCGUGUGUAUAGUCAGUACGCGACUUUUGUUUUGUGCUAACGAGUAAGUAUGGUCGUUGUUCUAAGGAUGUAGGACCAAAGCAACAUAAGACUAGCCUUAACUUUUCCGCAUUUGAGUCACAUUCUCGAAGGAAAAAACUAAAGACUUAGCACUUAAUGAAGAAUUGUCAACUCAGUUAAAUCAUAUACAGCAAUAUGAUCGAUAAAUUUGAAAAAACUUGGGAUUAGCAAAACAUUCGUGUGGUCAUUCCCUCUUUUCUUGUCUUUCUGUCUCAAUGUUUCUCUGUUUUCGUUAAAAUAAAAACACCUGUUGAAUAAGCACAUCCCUGAUAAAUAAAAAUUGCGAAAUUCCUGAAUAAACGACUGCGCCAAUGCCCGAAUUUGCUAUUCCGGAAUUCGGGAUCUAUAGCUAUGAGUAUACGAUCUCGUACGUAUUAUGAUCAAUUGUGAGAAAUUUUUUUCAUAAAAUUAUUAUAUUCUCUAUCAAGACUGAAUUGUCAUUUGACAAAAGCGGCUAGAAAGAAUGAUCGAUAUUUGCACAGGGUGAAACAUGUUUACAAAUCGAAUUUUUGUCAAAUGAUGUUGCAAAAUGUGAUUUACUAUGAUUAUGUGAAACUUUAUCAAAAGCAAAUUCACAUUGUGAAUCGGAUGUUAUUCAAAUGCACCGUACCCAGGAAGAAAUUUUGGACCGUCGCAGGUCCUUCGCAGUCAUUAAAAAUGUUUUUUUUGCCUUUAAGAUCUUAAAAACCUUCUUUUGACACAGUUUAAGGCUUUCCACUACUUGAGAUUUUUAACGCGUUCUCUGGAGUUACUCAUAUAAACUUGUAAACGUCUAUAAAGUAUGUGAAAUUUUAAUGCAUUGUAGCGUCUUUGGAAAACUUCUCGGGCUCUAACGCUUCCUAACGUUCCUCAAUAAAUGUAGCUAUCAUAUCGCGAACUCGUUCGCAUACAAUAGGCGGUUCAAAGGCCUGCAACACUUUAUAAGCAUCAUUCCAGACCACUCUGUAUAGUUGUCAUCCUCAACCAAAUAGCGCUAUUGGAUAUCCCGCAUGAACACACGAAUGUUUUGCUAAUCCCAAGUUUUUUCAAAUUUAUCGAUCAUAUUGCUGUAUAUGAUUUAACUGAGUUGACAAUUCUUCAUUAAGUGCUAAGUCUUUAGUUUUUUCCUUCGAGAAUGUGACUCAAAUGCGGAAAAGUUAAGGCUAGUCUUAUGUUGCUUUGGUCCUACAUCCUUAGAACAACGACCAUACUUACUCGUUAGCACAAAACAAAAGUCGCGUACUGACUAUACUGAGAUAGACAAGUAUGUGAUUAACAGACGUUCUCUGUUUUUCUUCUAAACGAGAAUUUUUUGUUGUUUUCCUUUUAUCCCGUUCUGCAUCGGCAAUGUCACUUGAUUUAUUCUGUGUAUGUAUUUAUCACCAGUGUUCGAGUAGUACGUUUCAUCGUUCAAUAAAAUUCGAUUCGCCAAGAGAGAAAAUAUAGAUAUUGAAAUGAAUAUAGUCAGAGAGUGAGAAUUAGAGAAACAAAGGACGUUCGUUUCUGAACAUACGUGUAUAUAUUAACCGUUCAGUUAUUGCUUUCCUGCCUUCACUUCACUUUCAAAACUUUUUAUUAUAUCGUUGAAAAUGAGCCUCUCUAAAUUUCUGUUCGUCACAGCGGUAAAAUUGUCAUUCAGGAUCUUUACCAAAAUAUUGUUUUAUUUCUUUCCGUUUACUUUUUAGUGUGGAACCGUACAAAAAGCUAUACAUGAUGCUAAAGAAGAUAUACAACGUACAAUGGAUGAUAAUACUAAAACUAAUGCAGAAAAGAAACGUAUGAUUACUGAAUUGGUUAAUGAAGUAGAAGAAUUAUCAACUCAGUUAGAUCACAUGCAGCAAUAUGAUCGAUAA
This is a messenger RNA of Didymodactylos carnosus, 5936 nucleotides long. The record is from the annotation of a GenBank genome assembly. NCBI's taxonomy places the organism in Eukaryota, Metazoa, Rotifera, Eurotatoria, Philodinida, Philodinidae.